AUGCUUAUUCUGCAGCGCAAAAUCAAUGUGUGUUAUCAGGAGGAACUGGAGUCGAUGAUGACCAGAGCCGAAAAUGAAAAUGAAGAGCAUAAAGAAAAAGUGAAGAGGCUGAAUCAACUUCUAGAGCUCAAGAACAAUCGUAUCAAUCAGCUGGAAGGUAUUUUACGAAGUCAUGGCCUUCCAAUUUCUGGUGAUUUUAGCCUUACUGAUCCCACAGGGGUACUCAAUGGAUCAAUUCAGAUGCACCUGAAUUGGAAGUCUUCCUAUGUACCCCCAGAGAAAUCCCUGGAACUAGAUUCUCAGACUGCGGAGAAUGACAUUGAAGACAAUUCAGAGAUCUCAUCCAGUGAGGAAAAGUUGUCCUUUUCUCCUCAGGUCCAGGAGGCAUCUGCUGAGAUUCUGAUUGAAGCUGACCUGUAUCAAGUGAAGAAGAAACCUCAGCUGGGAGAAAGAAAGGAAAAGGAACACCAGAUUGCAGGCUACUCAAGAAGAAAACAUGGCAAGAGAAUGGGCACCCAAGGGAAGAACAGAAUGGAGUAUUUGGGUCGUAACAUCUUAAAUGGAAAGACAACACAGCAGGUGAACUGCUCUGAGUGGUCAUUCUCAGACCUUAAGAUCUCCGUAGAUGAGGAUUCCAAAGAUCAGCAAAAGGAAGAGGAAAUAGCAUCAUCUCAGUCAGCACUGUUGCAAAAGGAAGCCCUCUCUACUGAAAAUGGUAGAAAACAGUCCUUUGAACAAGCUUCUGAAGUCAGUGAAUCCCAAACUACUGACAGUGAUGACAUCAUAGUGUCACCGAGAUCUUUAACACAUCCUAAGGCAGACUCAGAGAAGAUGUGCAUUGAAAUUGUCUCCCUGGCCUUCUACCCAGAGGCCGAAGUGAUGUCUGAUGAGAAUAUAAAACAGGUCUAUGUGGAGUACAAGUUCUACGACCUGCCCUUAUCUGAAACGGAGACUCCAGUAUCCCUGAGGAAGCCGAGGCCGGGAGAAGUGAUCCAUUUCCACUUCAGCAAGGUGAUAGACCUGAACCCCCUGAAGCAUCAAGGUCGAAGGCAAUUUCUCUUCACCAUGCUGAAUGGACAAAGACAGGACCAAGCAGUUGGUCAUUUCAAGUUUACAGUGGUGAGUGAGCCUAUGGAUGAGGAACAGGAUGAAUGUCAAGAAGUAGGAUAUGCAUAUCUGGAACUGCGGAAGAUCCUGGAAUCAGGAAAAGACAUUCUAGAGCAAGAACUAGACAUUAUUAGCCCUGAAGAUCAGGUUACCCCAAUAGGAAGGCUGAAGGUGUCCCUUCAAGCUGCUGCUGCCCUCCACGCUAUUUACAAGGAGAUGACUGAAAAUUUGCUUUUGUGAUGAAACAGGGGCUAUUCCACUUUAAACUCUGAAGGAACCAUAGUAAAAUGUCUUAUAAAGUAACUCGCUAUACUGUGAAAUUUAGCCUAUUUGUAAAAAUGUCUAGUAUCUCUCAACCUGAUGACGAAAGCUUAAAACGAUGAA
Sorex araneus (European shrew) is the source of this 1491-nucleotide messenger RNA. RefSeq names its product RPGR interacting protein 1 (gene RPGRIP1). Gene Ontology annotation, biological process: non-motile cilium assembly; retinal rod cell development. The coding region runs from base 1 to 1347 and encodes 448 amino acids. The transcript has 11 exons. The record is from RefSeq and is a predicted model, not a curated record. Lineage: Eukaryota; Metazoa; Chordata; Mammalia; Eulipotyphla; Soricidae. Gene Ontology annotation, molecular function: thromboxane A2 receptor binding. Gene Ontology annotation, cellular component: photoreceptor connecting cilium.